GUCAGAACCGUAAUUAUAAAAUUUUACACACAUCAUAUUUUAUUGUUUAAAAUUUGAAAUAUACAGUUUGUCGGUAGUCGAAGGUAGCCAGUAAAUUGAUCUGCUAAUUGAUUAAAAUAUAGUGCCCCUGCAAAUUGGCAUUAUCUAAGUGAUAAUUUCUCUCGUCGGUUAGUGUUUGUUUUUUUAAGAAAAGAGAUAGAGUUUGUAAGCCAAGUUGUCAAUAUGGUUGUAGAAUUCGAUGAAAACAUGUUCAACGCUCGGUAUUUUGAAGUUGUUGAGGGGAGGAAGCAUCUAAACAACUUACUGGACAGAGUUGACUUUUACGUAUGUGUCCAAUACAUAUUUUCAUUCCUCGGCACAAUUUUUUCCUUUAUAUUUGCCUGUUUGGUGGUUUACCAUGAGCCUGAACAUUUCAUAUAUGUGAUAAUGGUUGUCCUAAACGAAUACUGGAUGCUUCGCACCAUUUCGAGCUUACCGUACGAAGUUGGAUUUUUAAAAAUAUUACUCUCAGUGACGGCUUACAAGCUGUUUACCAUGUACGUAGGUAUAUGGUUCGUCCUGCUUCGUGUCGAGGACGAAACUCAAGCGCUCUUGGACUCUUUCAUGUGUUUUAUGACGAAUUGCAACGUUAAAAGACUCAACUUGUACCAGCUUAUGACCAUUUGCUGCCAUGGUAUUGGAAAUGCAGCAAUGAUAAAUAUAUUUUGUAUGCACAAAAUAAGUGCAUACCUUCGCCGAGUCGAAAUGGCUUGGAUACAAUUGAAUUUCCUGGAAGAGGAGUGGUUGGUCAAAUAGUUUUGCCAAUAUUUCCACCUUUAUCAAUCAUUA
Molecule: messenger RNA, 828 nt
Organism: Photinus pyralis (common eastern firefly)
Lineage: Eukaryota; Metazoa; Arthropoda; Insecta; Coleoptera; Lampyridae
Exons: 6
Coding region: 223-795 (190 amino acids)
Source: RefSeq, a predicted model, not a curated record